This is a messenger RNA of Aaosphaeria arxii CBS 175.79, 1878 nucleotides long. RefSeq lists its product as uncharacterized. The transcript has 5 exons. The record is from RefSeq and is a predicted model, not a curated record. Bases 1 to 1878 code for a protein of 625 amino acids. Lineage: Eukaryota; Fungi; Ascomycota; Dothideomycetes; Pleosporales.
AUGUCGGUCGGCGAUAUCCUUGGUAUCGUGACUGUCCUCAUCAAAGUAGGGGUGGAUCUCUACAAUCGAAUUGACUCCAUCAAGCAAUCUCCCAGUGAGCUUCAGCUACUCACCGACCAGCUUGAAGUUCUGUUGAAGGUGCUUAAGGAGUCCGAGAAUGACAUCAGGGCCGACUCGUCAGGCUUUACAAGGAUGCUGAAUAUCCUGAAAAGUAUUCAAGAAUCAUACAACAAGUGUGCAAGAAUCCUAGGCGUCGAUUUUGCUGGAACUAUAGUUGCCACUCAGAAGACAGCGAUUAAUGGUAAAAGUUUUACCAAGCGGGUGGUGAUUUUUGCUCGAAUUCCUAGUAUUCUCGACGAGAUUCGGGAUAAAGCUGCACAACUUGACAAGAUAUCUAGCAUACUGGCUAUUUCAGUCCUCUCCGAGGUCCGGAAGCACCAAAAGGAAUUGAGUGGGAAGGACUCUCAUAAGUCCCUUGUCCCAAUAGACACUACUUUGCACGAUGAGUUGCUGGCCCUGAACCUCAGCACGGGAUUCGCAAGUAUCGACCGGAUGGUGGAAAAGCUCAUGAACGAAUAUUAUCAGGCGCAGAACCCAGAAGGAGCAUCAUUUUGGAAAGAUCGAUUCCAGAAAAGCAAACUGUACGCCUCGGCUCUUCGCUAUGAGACGUUUUAUAUUUCUUGGGCAAGAUUCGUACAUGAGGUCGAAACGUCCUUCCUUCUCAAAAUGAUGCCGACUGGAAUUUUUGAAACCGGUAACAUAGAUUACAUUCGCCUACAGGGAUCUCGUUAUUCCAUCCACCAAAGUGGCACACGUUGUCUUUCCACCAUCCGGCCUCUCUGGCUACCGGCUCUUCGAUCUGCUCUUGAUCACCUGCACAAAGGCUAUGUCAAACCUGAGGAUUAUUUUGAUUUGAUACACGGCUGCUCCUUGUACGACGCACUGAGAAGGCUGGUUCUCGAAGGAGCUGGCUAUGGUACGCUUAUCGAAUGCGAAAGAGCAUCCGCUGAUCUUCCCUUACCGGCGGCAAUCGAGUCUCCUUCCGAUCAUAUCGGUUGGAUAUCUGCCCAGAUUGUGGCCGUUCCAACACCUGAUGAACUUGGAAUUAUCACCGUCCGGGAGGCCAUGGAAUCAAGUAACAAUGAUCACUUUGGUUACUUCAAUGAAUCGCCCGGAGACAAUCACGUGUAUGUUCGUUAUCUUCAAACUGGCCAAAUCGAGCGCAAGAGUCUCUCAAGGCAAGUUCGUCCGGUUGGAAGCAUUUCUGUUGGAGCUGAACUGUCCGUUCGUCGUGAUCUGGAUUCAGGCGAUUAUGCCUGGAGCUGCGAUCUUCGCAUCACCGAGUUCAAGGCAUGUCGAGGUGGAGAGUAUAUUAUUACGGCAUGUAACCGUUCCACUUCUGUUGAAUUUUCCACGAGACCUCUCAAGCAUUCGUCUGACGAUGUGUUUCAUGGAAAUGAGAACUCCUCAACUUCCGCCAUACCGGAAAUUUGCUGUACGCUUCUGGGGUCGUCGAAAGUUUUCAUUCACCCGCCGAAGGUUGGUGAGAAGGUUCAGAUCGAGUCCGAUGGGUUCUGGUACGAUUCAAGAGUUACAGCAAUGGACGGUGACGAGAUUGAGUUUGUCGAUUGGGGAAAUUUACCGAGUAACAGCGAUACCAAUAUUGAAGAAGCUGAGCAUCGCGUUGAAAUGGAAGCGGAGGAGGAUGACAGCUUCUUCUUCUCAGAAGAGCAAUUGACGCAACUCGGGAAGGGCUCACCGCGUUUCUGGAGGCCGUGGCAAAAACACGUGAACAGCGACACGAUCGAGGCACCUGUCAUGUACCCAGUUUUUAAAGCAGCGGGUCGCUCGUUUGCAUACGACUGUAUGAAAGACUAA